AUGAGGAUGGUGAGGGAAGAGCAGGAGGCGAUGUCGGUGGCGGAGAGAAGGGAGUCGAAGGUGGAGAAGGAGGGGCAGGAAGAGAGGAGGAGGGUGAUCAAGAACAUUUCUGGAGGUGUAAAAAGAGUGAAGGAUCACCUUGCAUGCAAUCAUAAAGAAGUGGCGAUAUGUCGGAAGGUACCUGAUGAUGUGAAGAACGAGAUACAGGUGUACUUGAGUGCCUUCACCGACAACAAGCACAAAAAGCAAAGAAAUUAUAAAGAGAUGGUCGAUAGUGGGUCAUAUUCCAAGGUGGCGAUGCUCCUAUUAGGAGUAAGAGGUCCCAUGGAUAGGUAUAUGGUGAGCGACAAAGAUGGACAAAUACCUCCACCGAAGCCCAAAAAGCACAGAAAUCAAGUUUGCUUAGACAUUGGAAGAUUCUUUUAUGAGAAUGCUAUCCCGUUUCAUGCUGCAACAAGUGCAUCAUUCGUGAGUAUGGUACAAUCGAUUGGAAAUUAUGGUCGAGGACUAAAGCCUCCAUCUAUGCAUGAGCUACGGAAUUGGAAACUCGAUGAAGAGAAGAAGACGACCGAGAAGAUAGUGGAUGAGAUCAAAGAAACCUGGAAGAAGACUGGCGUUUCCAUAUUAUCCGAUGGUUGGUCGGAUAUGAGAAAUAGAAGUCUAAUCAACUUCUUGGUGAACAAUCAGUAUGGCACUAUUUUUUUGAGAACAGUUGACGCAUCAGACUGUGUGAAGGAUGCUCAAAAACUUUUUGAGUUGCUUGAUGAUGUUGUUAGGGAUGGCAAUCAGAUAAUUGACGGAUUGCCAUCCCUAGCUGUUGUAGAGGAAGUUGGUGAAGAGCAUGUCAUCCAGCUUGUGAUCGACAAUGCAGCCAAUUACAAAGCAGCUGGAAAGAAGUUGAUGGAGAAGCAGACACAAUUGUAUUGGACUCCAUGCGCAGUGCAUUACAUCGACUUGAUGCUUGAGAAGAUUGGUGAGUUACCGCAACAUAAAAAUGCAUUACUCAAGGCGAAGAAGGUGAGCAACUUCAUAUACAACCAUCAAUGGGUGCUAGCUCUUUUCAGAAAGAUGGCAGGAAAAGAUUUGCUUCGACCCGCUGCGACACGAUUCGCCACUGCCUACUUGACAUUAGAGAGCAUGCUUGAAUUGAAGCAACCAUUGCAAACAAUGUUUGUAUCAAGAGAAUGGCAAGGAUGUGCUUGGGCAAAGAAAGCUGAUGGUAAGGAAUUGAAGAAAAUUGUGAUGAACGACAACACAUUUUGGCCUAGUGUGGUUUACUCCAUUAAAACCACUAAGCCACUUGUUGAAGUUUUGAGGAUAGUUUAUGGGGCUAUGGAUGAGGCAAAGGAGAAGAUAGCCAUGAACUUCGAGGGAAAAGCAUCUUCGUACAAAGAAAUUUGGGCUCGAUAUAGGUGGAGUCCAAAUGUUUCCACACAUUCCGAGAUCAAGAGUGGUUUGUACAAGUGUUUAGAUCGGCUCGUUCCGAAUCAAAAUACUUACUCUAAGAUCGAUAUGCAACUCGAUGAGUACAACCACAAGAAAGGAUUAUUUGGCAUUCGAGCAUCUUUGGCAUCGUACAUGACACGUCCACCAGUUGCAUGGUGGGACAAUUUUGGUGAUGAUGUUCCGGAGCUUAAAGCAUUUGCCAUUAGGAUCCUUGGACUUACUUGUUCAGCCUCCGCAUGUGAAUGCAAUUGGAGUAUGUUCAAUCAUGUGCACACAAAGAAAAGAAAUCGUUUAACCACGACGAGGUUGAACAAUUUAGUGUACAUCAUGUACAAUAGGAAAUUGAAGUACAAGUACAUGAUGAUACAACAACGAAAGGAUGAUGUGGAUCCAUUGGUGGUUGAAGAACCUGCUUCGGAUGAUGAGUGGGUAGCCAACCCAAGCCAACUUGAGGAAGAUGAAUCGCCGCUAACAAUUCAAGCGGUGGAAAGCUCAAGUAGACAAAGGAAGAGGAAACAAAGAGGUGGGAACCUUGGAUUGAUUGAUGAGGAUGAAGAAGAUGAAUAUGAUGGAGAUGGAGAUGAGGAUAAGGAUGUUUCACACUUCUUGGACAUUUGA
Messenger RNA from Salvia miltiorrhiza (redroot sage), 2064 nucleotides. RefSeq lists its product as uncharacterized. The transcript is spliced from 7 exons. The record is from RefSeq and is a predicted model, not a curated record. Gene Ontology annotation, molecular function: protein dimerization activity. NCBI's taxonomy places the organism in Eukaryota, Viridiplantae, Streptophyta, Magnoliopsida, Lamiales, Lamiaceae. The coding region runs from base 1 to 2064 and encodes 687 amino acids.